AUGGAAGAUCUUUGGACAGUGUUUUGCGAGGCAUCUGAUUGUUUGGACAGCAAUGAUAUCCCUUGUGGUGUUUCUUUGAUCUUCAUGACAUGCCCUUCUUCAUGUAUCAAUCACGUGUUAGUAAUUUGUUUCGAUAUUCUACUCGUUAUCACGUUUUUGUUCUCUUUGUUCUCCAAGACAGCAUUAAAAUCUCAUCAUACGCCUGCCUUUCGUCGCAUUUCAAAUUUGCGACUGAUUUCAGCCAUUUAUAAUGGUUUCAUUGGAGUGAUUAAUUUGUCUCUAGGAAUUUGGAUUUUAGAAGAGAACUUGAGGAAAACUCAAGCUUUUCUACCUCUAAAUUGGUGGAUAAUGUUCAUGAUUCAUGGACUAGUAUGGUUGUUGAUUGGCUUAUUUGUGAGCCUUAUGGGAUGGCAUUUUCCAAGGACGCUGUUGAGGACGUUGUCCAUUCUAACUUUCCUGUUUGCUGGAAUUAAUUGUGGUUUUUCACUUUAUCUUGUUAUUCUUGAAAAGGAGAUGUUGAUCAAGAUAGUUUUAGAUAUAUUGUGUUUUAUAGGAUCUGGUUUGAUGUUAUUAUGUGCUUACAAGGGGUACAAAUACGAAGAUGGUGAAGAAAAUGAUAUUCUCACUCCAUUUGUUGCUGCUGCCAAUUGCAGCAGUAAAACUCGUCCUGUUACUCUAUUUUCCCAAACUGGCUUUUGGAGUAAAAUGUCGUUUUGGUGGUUGAAUCCAUUGAUGAAAAAGGGAAGGGAGAAAACUCUUGAUGAUGAGGAUUUACCUGAGUUGCACGAGGAUGAUAAAGCGCAGUCAUGUUACUUGCAAUUUGAGGAGAAAUCUAACAAACGUAAACAAAUAAAUCCAUCAGCUCAACCCUCAAUAUUAAAGACACUUCUGUUAUGCCACUGGAAAGAUGUAUUCAUUGCAGGGUUCUUUGCACUACUGAAGACUACUUCUCUCUCUGCUGGUCCUCUGCUUCUAAAUGCCUUCAUUAAGGUUGCUGAAGGUAAAGCCAGUUUUGAAUACGAGGGAUAUUCACUGGUUGGGUUACUUUUCUUUACUAAGAUAAUUGAAUCAUUAUCUCAAAGGCAGUGGUACUUCAGGAUGAGACUAAUUGGCCUAAAGGUGAGAUCUUUUCUCAUAGCAGCCGUUUACAAGAAGCAACUGAGAUUAUCUAAUGCUGCUAAGCUGAUGCAUUCAAAUGGUGAGAUAAUGAAUUAUGUCAAUGUUGAUGCAUAUCGGAUUGGAGAGUUUCCUUAUUGGUUCCAUCAAUCAUGGACACCAAUUCUCCAGCUUGGCCUUGCACUCAUUAUUCUCGUCCGUGCUAUAGGGUUUGCAACUAUUGCUUCCCUGGCAGUAAUAAUUCUCACCGUCAUUUGCAAUGUUCCCCUAGCAAAAUUACAGCACAAGUUUCAAUUGGGGCUCAUGGUGGCACAGGAUAAAAGACUGAAGGCUAUUUCAGAAGCUCUUGUGAACAUGAAGGUGUUGAAGUUAUAUACGUGGGAAACUCAUUUCAAGCACGUAAUACAAAAUUUGAGGGAAGUAGAAGAAAAAUGGUUAUCAUCUGUUCAGUCGUGCAAAGCAUAUAAUGUUUUCCUUUUCUGGUCAUCUCCGAUUUUAGUCUCUACAGCUACCUUUGGGGCAUGUUAUUUUCUUGGCAUCCCGUUAACUGCUAGUAACGUUUUCACGUUUGUAGCAACACUGCGUCUGAUUCAGGAUCCUAUUCGACUAAUUCCCGAUGUCAUUGGAGUGGUUAUUCAAGCUAAAGUUUCAUAUGCCAGGAUUGUGAAGUUUCUUGUAGCACCUGAGCUGGAAACUGCAAAUGUCAGGGUGAAGUCCAUUGUACGUGAUACAAAUCAUAGCAUUUUUAUUAAGUCGGCCGAUCUGUCAUGGAGUGAGAAUCAAUCGAAGCCAACAAUUAGAAACAUUAAUUUGGAGGUUAAACCAGGCGAGAAGAUUGCCAUCUGUGGAGAGGUGGGUUCCGGCAAGUCCACACUCCUUGCAGCAAUUCUUGGAGAGGUUCCAGUUACCCAAGGAACUGUCCAAGUGUACCAAUCUAUUGCCUAUGUCUCUCAAUCAGCAUGGAUUCAGACAGGAAGUAUUCGAGAAAACAUUCUCUUCGGAUCAGCAUUUAAUGACAAGAGAUAUCAAGAUACAAUAGAGAGGUGUUCGCUAGUAAAGGACUUUGAGUUGUUACCGUUUGGUGAUCUUACUGAAAUUGGAGAAAGAGGAGUCAAUCUUAGUGGUGGUCAGAAACAGAGGGUUCAACUUGCUCGUGCGCUGUAUCAGAAUGCUGAUAUAUAUCUUUUGGAUGAUCCUUUCAGUGCUGUUGAUGCACACACUGCCACAAGCCUCUUUAAUGAAUAUGUCAUGGGAGCCCUCUCAGGGAAGACUGUCUUACUUGUGACACAUCAAGUUGAUUUCAUUUCUUCAUUUGAUACUGUCUUGUUGAUGUCAGAUGGGGAAAUUUUGCAUGCUGGUCCUUAUUCUCAGUUGCUGUCCUCAAGCCAAAAAUUUUGGGACCUUGUUAAUGCACACAAAGAGACGGAUGUUUUGGAGAACGUUUCUUCAAAAAGGCAUGAAGCUUCUUCCGGAGAGAUUCGCAAAAUUUAUGCAGAGAAUAAAAAGGAAAAAUCUGGACAUGAUCAGUUGAUAAAGCAAGAAGAAAGGGAAGUUGGGGACACUGGAUUUAGGCCUUAUAUUCUGUAUUUAAAUCAUAACAAAGGCUUUUUGAUCUUCUUCUCGGCUGCUUUCUUUCAUGUUACAUUCUUGCUUGGUCAGAUAUUACAGAACUCUUGGAUGGCUGCAAAUGUUGAUGAUCCAAAUGUUAGCACAUUGAGGUUGAUAGUCGUUUACUUGCUGAUUGGAAUUGCAUCGAGUUUGUUUUUGCUCUGCAGGUCCCUCUUAAUGGUUGCUUUAGGCAAGAAAUCAUCGAAAUCAAUAUUUUCACAGCUACUAAAUUCUUUAUUUCGUGCCCCCAUGUCGUUUUAUGAUUCUACGCCUUUGGGAAGAAUACUGAACCGGGUCUCUUCCGAUUUGAGUCUCGUGGAUCUUGAUGUUCCCUUUGUCUUGAUGGUAGCCGUCGGAACAACUGCAAAUUUUUAUUCUAAUCUUGCUGUGGUAGCUGUUGCUACCUGGCAAGUUUUAUUUGUCUCCAUACCCAUGGUCUUUCUUGCUAUUUGCAUACAGAGGUACUACCUUUCAUCUGCUAAAGCAUUGAUGCGGAUCAAUGGCACCACUAAAUCUCUCGUAGCAAACCAUAUAGCUGAAUCUGUAGCUGGAGCAACUAUAAUAAGAGCUUUUGAAGAGGAAGAUCGUUUUUUCGCCAAGAACCUUGAACUCAUUGACACAAAUGCCAGUCCUUUCUUCCACAAUUUUGCUGCAAAUGAGUGGCUAAUCCAAAGGCUAGAAAUACUUGCUGCUGCCGUUCUUGCCUCCUCGGCUCUCUGCAUGGUUUUACUUCCCCCAGGAACUUUGAGCCCGGGUUUUGUCGGAAUGGCUUUAUCCUAUGGUCUGCCUCUAAGUACGUCCAUUGUAUUUUCGAUGCAAUUUCAAUGCCAGAUAUCAAACUUAAUUGUUUCCGUAGAAAGGAUCCACCAGUAUAUGGACAUACCAAGUGAGGCUCCUCCAGUUUUAGAAGAGAACCGUCCCCCUGUGAACUGGCCAUCCAAGGGUAAAGUGGAUAUUCAAGAUUUGCAGAUUAAAUAUAGGCAUGAUAUGCCACUUGUUCUACAUGGGAUUAGUUGCACAUUUGAAGGAGGACACAAAAUUGGUAUUGUUGGCCGAACUGGCAGUGGGAAGACUACUCUCAUCAGUGCCUUGUUUCGUCUGGUGGAGCCCGCGGGUGGGAAGAUCGUAGUGGAUGGAAUUGACAUCUCAACAAUCGGGCUUCAUGAUUUGAGGUCCCAUUUUGGGAUUAUACCUCAGGAUCCUACCCUUUUCAAUGGAACUGUGAGGUACAAUUUGGAUCCAUUGUCUCAACAUACUGACCAAGAAAUAUGGGAGGUACUCAGUAAGUGCCAGCUCAAAGAGGUCAUUGAAGAGAAAGACGAGGGCCUAGACUCUCUUGUUGCUGAAGAUGGAGCUAAUUGGAGCGUGGGGCAGCAACAAUUGUUUUGUUUGGGACGUGCUUUAUUAAGGAGAAGCAAGAUAUUAGUACUUGAUGAAGCGACUGCAUCAAUUGACAAUGCUACUGAUUACAUCUUACAGAAAACUAUUAGAACAGAAUUUGCUGAUUGUACUGUGAUAACGGUGGCCCAUAGAAUAUCAACAGUGGUGGAUUGUGCAAUGGUUCUUGCUAUCAGUGACGGGAAACUGGUGGAGUAUGACCAACCCAAGAAGUUAAUGGAGAGAGAAGAUUCGUUGUUUGGGCAGCUUCUCAAGGAAUACUGGGCUGACUAUCAUUCUUCUGAAUCACAUUGA
Molecule: messenger RNA, 4416 nt
Organism: Fraxinus pennsylvanica
Lineage: Eukaryota; Viridiplantae; Streptophyta; Magnoliopsida; Lamiales; Oleaceae
Source: the annotation of a GenBank genome assembly